This is a messenger RNA of Oikopleura dioica, 666 nucleotides long. NCBI's taxonomy places the organism in Eukaryota, Metazoa, Chordata, Appendicularia, Copelata, Oikopleuridae. The record is from the annotation of a GenBank genome assembly.
AUGGAGACCGAAGGAUUCACUAUCAAAUCAAGGAGCCCCAAAGCGCAGAUCAUCGGCCCACCUACCGCUGGCGCCUUCAAAAAACGACAGAGCGGUCCCACCUCUUUCCGAAAAUUUUAUGAGCGAGGAGAUUUCCCCAUCGCCCUUGAGCACGAUACAAAAGGAAAUCGAAUCGCAUGGAAAGUAGAGAUCGAGAAGCUUGACUAUCACCAUUAUUUGCCACUCUUUUUCGAUGGCUUAUGCGAAACAACGCACCCAUAUGAAUUCUUUGCUAGACAAGGAGUUCAUGAUAUGCUCGAGCAUGGUGGAUCGAAAAUUCUUCCAGUUAUUCCCCAGCUGAUCAUUCCGAUUAAAAACGCUCUGAACACGCGAUGCCGACCGACCAUCUGCACGACACUGAAGGUCCUCCAGCACCUCGUCAUCUCUGCCGAUAUCGUUGGCGAAGCUUUGGUUCCCUACUACCGCCAGAUUCUCCCCAUCCUGAACAUUUUCAAAAACAUGAACCUCAACAGCGGCGACGGAAUCGACUACUCGCAGCAAAAGCGGGAGAACAUCGGAGAAUUGAUCCAAGAGACCCUCGAGGCGUUCGAGAAGCACGGUGGUCCAGAUGCAUUCAUCAAUAUCAAGUACAUGGUGCCUACUUAUGAGUCUUGCCUGCUAAACUAA